UCUAUUGUUUAAAAAGGAUCAAUAAAUGAAGGAAUGGGAUGCUUCGUAUAAAACAAAGGCAUCAAUAUUGUUUUUUAUACAUCAGUCAUAUCUAUUCUUCCCAUUAAUUAAGAACUUGGAAGCAAAACCAAUCUCAGUGAUCUCCAAGAAAGAGUAGAGGGAUCUCCAUUGUUCCUUCCUGCCUGCUGCAACAUCUUCAAGUGAGUUUAAAUGGCAGACCAAGACUCUAUCACUGUCACCACACUUGCUGGCUUGAUAAGGUCAUUUAUUUGUGAAGGAAUAUUUCGGUUUUGUGCUAGAAAUAUCAUUAGAGAAAUAAACAAUAAGAACAAGGAUCUGAUUUCACGUCGAGAUUAUUUUCUGGGAAAAGUUGAAGAAAUAGGGGAAACAACAAACGCCGUUUUGAAGUGGCUAAAUGAUGUGGAGAAAGCCUUGGAUGAGGUAGAGAUGCUGGAAAAGAAAAUGGAAACCGAGUCUCGUCUACUUGGGAUAUAUGGUGUGGAUCAUGAGACAUACUGGCGGUACAACGAAAUGGUAGACAUAAUAGGGGGCCUGAAUUACAACUUUCCAAUGGUAGGCCCAAUUCCACAUUUACAGGAAUGUGCUUCUGAAUAUUUUGUGACUUUCAAGUCUACAGAAGAGGCUUCAGAACAACUUUGGAAGGCACUGCAUGAUGACAGUAGCUAUGUGAUUGGAUUGUAUGGGAGGCGGAACUCCGGUAAAACAACAUUGGCUAAAGCAGUGGGCGAGAGGAGCAAGUAUGUAAAGACUUUUAGCAAAGUUGCAUUUGCCACUGUCUCCAAAAAUGUAAAUGUAAGCAGGAUUCAAGAUGAUAUUGCUGCCUCCUUGGGUUUGACGUUUUCUGAUAUUACCAAAGAAGGAAGAGCCGGAACAAUAUCUUCUGAAUUGACCAAAGAGAGUGGUUCAGCUCUUGUAAUAUUGGAUGAUGUUCGGGCCAAGGUUGAACUAGAGGAUAUAGGUAUUCCUCUUGAUCAUGGUAAUUGCAAGGUCCUUUUAACCACACAUAGCCAACUAGAAUGUGCGUUGAUGGAUUGUCAGCUGGAGAUUCCUCUACAUCCCUUAUCUAAAGAAGAAGCUUGGAUGUUGCUCAAAUAUCAUUCAGGAAUAAAUGAAGACUCUUCAUAUGACUUAUUAAACCUGGCACAGGAAGUUGCUUUUGAAUGUGAAGGGUUACCUGGUAUAAUUAAAAAGGUGGGAUCUUCCUUGAAAAAUGAUCCGAUUGAAGUGUGGAAAGCAUCAUUAGAAAAACUCAAACAUUCAAAGGCCUACAACCAGAUUUUUCUGAGUUUUAAAGGAGGAGAUACUUGCUUCUCUUUUACUGGUUUUCUCUAUCAUGAUUUGUGUGAAAAGGGAUUGAAGACCUUCAUGGAUGAUGGAGAAUUGUAUGGUGAGGAACAAAUUUCACCAUCUAUUAUUAAAGCUAUUGAAGCAUCAUGGCUUUCAAUUAUUGUUUUAUCUGAAAAUUAUGCAAACUCUGCUCGAUGUCUUGAUGAACUUGUCAAGAUUCUUGAGUGUAAAAAGAUGAAGAACCAAUUAGUUUGGCCAAUUUUUUAUAAAGUGGAGCCCUCAGAUAUAAGGUAUCAACAAAGUAGUUAUGGCACAGCCAUGGCUGAACACGCAAAGAGUUUUGGAAAUGACUCUGAGAAGAUACAAAAAUGGAAAUCAGCUCUUUUUGAAGUUUCCAACUUGUCUGGAAAGGCUUACAAAACAGGGUAUGAAUAUGAAUUUAUUCAGAGGAUCAUGGAAGAAGCCAAUAAUAUUAAAAACUACUUGGAUGUGGAAUAGAUGGAAGGUCUUAUUUUCUCUCACAAUAAGUGGUGGAUGAGAAAGAACUAAUUGGAAACGAUUAAUGGGUAAAAAUAGAUUGUUGUAACGAUGUUCAUGUUCAAAGUUAAGAAUUUGCUUUGAUACGUGGCAAGUUGGGGAAUGAAUUCAAAGUUCAUGUGAUUUCUAUUGUAACUAGACUAAGACAUGCACGUUGCCCGGUCGGAUACAUCUGAGCCAAUUAUAGAGAAGUCAUUCAUAAUUGAAUCCAAGUUAAAUGAAUCUCCUUCCUAGUUUUUUCAGGGAAAGAGAUCAACCUCAAGAAGCCAAUAAUAUUAAAAAUUACUGGACGUUGAAUAGAUGGAAGGUCUUAUUUUCUCUCACAAUAUAAGUGGUGGAUGAGAAAGAACUAAUUGGACACGAUUAAUGGGUGUAGUGAUGUGCAGAGUUCAGAAUUUGUAUUCAUGUGUGCUAAUUAAGUUAUGGUAUGUGUAAAAUAACUCAUUAUCUCAAAAGUUUAAAUUUUUCGGUAAGGACUA
This is a messenger RNA of Lotus japonicus, 2324 nucleotides long. RefSeq names its product disease resistance protein UNI-like. The transcript has 3 exons. The coding region runs from base 211 to 1806 and encodes 531 amino acids. Gene Ontology annotation, biological process: signal transduction; defense response. The record is from RefSeq and is a predicted model, not a curated record. Gene Ontology annotation, molecular function: ADP binding. Lineage: Eukaryota; Viridiplantae; Streptophyta; Magnoliopsida; Fabales; Fabaceae.